AUGACCUGGAGGCACCAUGUCAGGCUUCUCUUUAUGAUGGGUUUGGCAUUACAGAGCAUCCAUUUGGGAAACAGUUAUCAAAGAGGGAAACAUAAAGGUGGCAGAGAAGAAGCAAAAAAUUUUGCAGCCCCCAAAUACCAGCAGACAACCCUCAACUGGACUCUGAGUACUUUCAGGGAGGUGAAUGGGAGCGAAGAGGACUGGAGGCUGCGGGGUUCUCCCUAUUCCAGAGCUUUUGGAGAGCGUGCGUCCCUGCGACAGCGCUGCUGCUGGAACGGCGGCACCUGUGUACUGGGSAGCUUCUGCGUGUGCCCAGCCCACUUCACCGGCCGCUACUGCGAGCACGACCAGAGGCGCAGCGAUUGCGGCGCCCUGGUGCAUGGAGCCUGGACCUUCAGUGGUUGCCGCCUGUGCAGGUGCGUCUUUGGGGCCCUACACUGUCUUCCCCGUCAGACGUUCGGCCGCUGUGAUUUGAAAGACUUUCUCCCCUCACAUGCCAAUGGGCCAAGCUCAUAUAGUUUACUGAGUUUUCUCCUCCUGCUGUUCUGGGCCCUCCUGCAGUGCCUUGUCUGUGAAGGAGACUCUAAGUGA
This is a messenger RNA of Urocitellus parryii (Arctic ground squirrel), 591 nucleotides long. RefSeq names its product cryptic, EGF-CFC family member 1 (gene Cfc1). NCBI's taxonomy places the organism in Eukaryota, Metazoa, Chordata, Mammalia, Rodentia, Sciuridae. The record is from RefSeq and is a predicted model, not a curated record.